AUUCAUUUUUGCCUCAGCGGAAGCAAGGCAACUCCGAAGAAGACUCCUUCUCCUUUGGCUCAGAGUCAGAGCAGGCAGCUACGCUAUGCGUGCCAAUGCGCGAUCUCCAUCGACAUUAGCAAUCAUUCGUAGUAACCUCGCCCUUGUUUACUUGUUAAUUAAUCUUUCUCUGUCGGCCACCAAUUUGCUUGUCGACCCCAUCACGAUUUCUUCAGAUCCCAGGCAUUCAUCGUCAAUUCUUGUUUCUCUACCUUUCUCUCUUACCUGAAUGUGUAAAACCAAAAUGGCCGUCGACGCUUUCACCCCUAACUCAAGAGCUCCAUCAUCUUCCAGACCCACCCUACCCACCCCCGCCGCGGCCGCAGCUUCUUCCUUUGACCCCUCUACCUCUUUCACCAGCUCUGCCGUUUACUCUGGCUCCUCCGGUUUCAAACUCACCUCCGACACCUCUAUUUCGAGCGGAGCCUCUCUCGCUAGUUUCCGAGACAGCCUCCCUGAAAACCCCCACAUCUAUGACUUCUCUGAAAUUUGCUCCGCCACCAACAAUUUCCUCGCCAAGCGUUAUUCCUCCUCCUCUUCUACUCCCUCUUGGCGAUGUACUCUCAGAGGCAGAGACGUCAUUGUUUUCCAGCGCAAAUUUCGUCGCAAACUCCAGACGAAUCAGAAUGAACUCAGAGAACGUCUCUCUGUGAUCUGCCGUAGUCAUCACGUCAGCAUCAUCAAGCUUGUUGGUGCUUGCAUCUCGGGCGAUCACAUCUACCUCGUGUACGACUUCGUGAACGGGGCUAAUCUCUCCGACUGCUUGAGAAAUACGAAGAACCUUAACUUCACGGUUCUGUCCAGCUGGAUUUCUAGAAUGCAGGUUGCUACGGAUCUCGCCGAAGGGCUCGAUUACAUUCACAACAAGACCGGCUUAAACCUAAACUUCGUGCACAAUCACAUCAAGAGCAGUGCGAUAAUCGUGACGGAACCUUCGUUCAACGCCAGGAUUUCUCACUUCGGCGCCGCCCAGCUGUGCGGUGAGAUCGACGAAGAGAGCGAAAAUGCUAAACAGAUGGAAGAGAUUGCAGAGGAGUCAUCUUCCUCCCAAUCUUUCACGAAAUCAAAGGGCGUAACACGAUCGAGAAGCUCUAACAUGCAAUUCGAGGGCGUAAGAGGGUACAUGGCACCGGAAUACCAAUCCUCCGGCAUGGCAACCCAGAAGUCCGACGUGUACGCUUUUGGGGUAGUGAUCUUGGAGUUGCUAUCGGGAGACGAACCGUUGAAGUUCAAAUACAAUAAGAAGACCGGCGAAUUCGUGAGCAACUCGGUGAUCGAUACGGCGAGGGCCGUUCUCGACGGCGGGGGUGGCCUGGGAGGGAGGCUGAGGAAAUGGGUGGAUCGGAGGCUGAAGGACUCGUUCCCGGUCGAGGUGGCAGAGGAAGUGGCACGUGUAGCACUGGAUUGCGUACACGUGGACCCAGAUAAGAGGCCCAGUAUGGGACGCGUUGCUGGAAAAAUCUCGAGGCUAUAUCUGAAGUCUAGGAUUUGGUCCGAUAGGAUGAGGACGCCCACCGAUAUUCUUUCAACCUCGUUCGCCCCUAGAUGAGUUUGGUGAUGUCUUUCUUUUUUUUUUACCCUCAAUAGAACGCGAAAAAAACCAUCUUGGUGACAAAUUAUUCUUGCUUUUAGCUUUCAAUAGAGAUUUUUUUUAUUCGAUUA
This is a messenger RNA of Prosopis cineraria, 1701 nucleotides long. Its product is annotated as protein LYK5. The record is from RefSeq and is a predicted model, not a curated record. The transcript has a single exon. Gene Ontology annotation, molecular function: protein kinase activity; ATP binding. Bases 269 to 1588 code for a protein of 439 amino acids. Lineage: Eukaryota; Viridiplantae; Streptophyta; Magnoliopsida; Fabales; Fabaceae. Gene Ontology annotation, biological process: protein phosphorylation.